GGGAAGUCGGGAUGGAAAGAGAGAAGGAAAUCGGGAUGCGGAGAGGGGGUCGAAGAGUCGGGAUGGGGAGGGGGAAGUCGGGAUGCGGGAUUGACGCAAGAGAGGGUCGGAUGGUCGGGAUCGGGAGGGGGAAGUCGGGAUGCGGGGCGGAAUCUGGAUUCGGGAUGGGGAGGAGGGGUCGGAGAGUCGGAAUGGAGAGGGGGAAGUCGGGAUGCGGGAUGUGCGCAACCCGAAGACCACCGACGUUGGGAUAGCGGAGGGGGAAGUCGCGAUCGAGAAGUUGUCGGGAUGGGGAAGUCGGGAUGCGGGGGGGAGUCUGGAUUCAGGUCGGAAGACGGACGAUGCUGGGAUAGGGGAAGGGGAAGUCGAAGUAGGGAUGGAAAGAGAGGAGGACGUCGAGAUGGGGAGAGGGGGUCGGAGAGUCGGGAUGGGAGGGGGAAGUCGGGAUGCGGGAUGGACGCAAGAGAGGGUCGAAGGGUCGGGAUGGGGAGGGGGAAGUCGGGAUGCGAGGGGGAGUCUGGAUUCGGGAUGGGGAGGAGGGGUCGGAGAGUCGGAAUGGGGAGGGGGAAGUCGGGAUGCGGGAUGGGCGCGACUUGAAGACCGAUGACGUCGGGAUAGUGGAAGGGGAAGUCGGGAUCGAGAAGUUGUCGAGAUGGGGGCGACAAGGGCGAAGGGGGCAACGGAGUCGG
Chara braunii is the source of this 689-nucleotide messenger RNA. The record is from the annotation of a GenBank genome assembly. Lineage: Eukaryota; Viridiplantae; Streptophyta; Charophyceae; Charales; Characeae.